Malus domestica (apple) is the source of this 348-nucleotide messenger RNA. The record is from RefSeq and is a predicted model, not a curated record. NCBI's taxonomy places the organism in Eukaryota, Viridiplantae, Streptophyta, Magnoliopsida, Rosales, Rosaceae.
AUGAAGAUUCAGCAUGGACAUCAACAGCAAAAGCUACAGACCUCAGGCACAAAAGUGCUUUUGGCUGCUUUUACUGGCUUAGCAAUCAGAAGGCUUCUUGUGGGGUUGAUGGGGUUGAGCUUCUUGGCGUCAAUGACACUGCUGGUUUUGAGUUCGCCGAUUCUGCUUAUUUUCAGCCCACUUUUGUUUUUUGCUGGGUUUGUGUUUGUCGAAGCCUUGGCUGGGUUUGCUAUGGCUGCUGCCCUGGCUUUUGCAAGGAUGACUACUCUAGGGUGGAUUUUUCAAGAGCUUGCAGGUAUAAGGCUUUUGGGAUUUUUACAGAUUCACAGUGGUGAGAUGAAAAAAUGA